Monopterus albus (swamp eel) is the source of this 1594-nucleotide messenger RNA. It is a transcript of the gene arl5c, whose product is annotated as ADP-ribosylation factor-like 5C. The record is from RefSeq and is a predicted model, not a curated record. Lineage: Eukaryota; Metazoa; Chordata; Actinopteri; Synbranchiformes; Synbranchidae. Gene Ontology annotation, molecular function: GTP binding; GTPase activity. The transcript has 6 exons. Bases 1 to 522 code for a protein of 173 amino acids.
AUGUCUCGCCAAGCCAUGUCCACCACCGAGCACAAAGUCAUCAUUGUGGGUUUGAACAAUGCAGGAAAGACGACCAUUCUCUACCAAUUUCUAACGAAAGAAGCUGUCCACACAACACCAACUAUCGGCAGCAACGUUGAGGAGAUCAUCGUGCGUAACAGUCACUUCAUGGUUUGGGAUAUAGGAGGACAGGAGAGCCUUCGAGCCAGCUGGUACUCCUAUUACUGCAACACAGAGAUUGUCAUCCUGGUUGUGGAUAGCACUGACCGUGAAAGACUGACUCUAACCAAAGAAGAGCUGCACCGAAUGCUGGCACAUGAGGACUUGCAGAAUGCUUCCGUUCUUAUUCUGGCCAACAAACAAGAUGUGAAGGGCUCCAUGACGGCAGUAGAGAUCUCUCAGUUCCUCACUCUCGACUCCAUCACAACACAUACGUGGCAUGUCCAAGCUUGCUGCGCCCUGACAGGAGAAGGUCUGCCUGCUAGUCUGGAUUGGAUGAAGUCGCAGGUUGUUGCAAACUAAAACUCUGUCCAGGAGAUGAAGCAUCCUCAAACUGAGCCAACCUCAAAAACUGCACAGGCCACAGUGUCUGGAUUAUUUUCUUGUUUUGGGAAAAAUCCUAUACAGUACUAUAUGUCUUACCUGCAAAGAGGUGCACUGUGUAUACAGUAGCUGAGCCUCAGGGGCAGACAUGCAACUGAAGAACCCAGAUGCUCCCAGGGCUGGAGACGUGCACCGAGAUACACUCAUAUCAAGACAGCAGACUUCUGGGUGUUGAUUUUUGUACGCUUCAAGAACCACUCAGUCUUCUUAUAACAAGUUUUUCUCAGUGCACAUUUAGGAAUUGUUUUAUUUGUAUUUACUGUAAAUUUCUCACAUGACACUUGCUGAGUUGCACUAUUUUUACACACUAUAUCGUCCCUGACCGGUAAUAUCACAUUCUACUUUGGUUUAAUUAGAGGUCUUUCAUUUCAUUAAGGUUAAAUAAGUGACAACAACAUCUUACCUAAUUUUACUGUAUUCAUCUAUUACUAGAACUAAACAGUGAACCAACAAUGUUACCCGCUUAAUUUUGAGCAAUGAGAUAAGAGAAAACAUGAGGCAGGUGGGUCACAGAUGAUAAUUAGUAAGACUAAAGCACAUAUUUAAAGUGUUUUUUUCUUAAAUUACAGUUUCAGUGGGCUAAUCUGAUGCACUUGAAUUUUAUAGAAACCUUUGCAUGAGACAAUCAUGAUCUCAUUUUGACCUUUGAUUCUUGUCAGUGAACUCCUUCCACGUUUAGUACUCUACAAGUUUCACAACAGCUUUUCAUUUGCAAAUUAGAUGCUAGCAUUAAACCUCUAUGGAAACUAUAAGCACAUACUGUAGCUCCUGUGGCCUCUUCUCAGAUACUCUGCAAUAUUGGGAUAAAGGUCUGCACUUAUUUAUGCUGUUAUGUUUUUUUUGCCAGUGAACAACAGGACUUUGUUAUCCUUUAGUAAUUUAUUUUGUAAAACUUGACCACUGUACAAUUGAUAUGUAUAUUACAACAAUUUCCUGAACAGGAAAAUAAGAUAUCUGCCAAUGAUUAUGAGUCAUAUUUAAAAUGUAUAUA